AAAUGAAUUUGAAAUUUGAUGUUUCUUAAAUUCUACCAAUUAUUUACGGCUUCAUAGGAUCACGUGAUCUUCCACAGAUGUGAGACAAGACCAUACUAAGUCUAUCCCAGGAAUCGAGUUUAUGUUUGACCUUCUCAAGGUGACCGAUAUCGCGGCAAAAAUACUCAGUCUUGGUUAGGUUGCUACGCGGGCUUGUAUCGUGUGCUAAGAGAUACGAAAAUGAGCGUUCAAACUGAUUCCGAUAAGCGCAAGCAAAUUUCUGUGAGAGGAAUUGUAGGUGUAGAGAAUGUCGCCGAGGUGAAGAAAGCGUUUAACCGGCACCUACAUUACACAUUGGUGAAGGACCGAAAUGUUGCGACCCCGAGGGACUACUACUUCGCCCUGGCUCACACUGUUAGAGACCACCUCGUCUCCCGCUGGAUACGCACCCAACAGUAUUACUAUGAGAAAGAUCCCAAGCGAGUUUACUAUCUAUCCCUGGAGUACUACAUGGGAAGAUCCCUUCAGAACACUAUGAUCAAUUUAGGCAUCCAAGGGAAUGUAGAUGAGGCUCUUUACCAAUUAGGACUUGAUAUUGAGGAACUUGAAGAGUUGGAGGAAGAUGCAGGUCUUGGCAAUGGGGGCCUUGGAAGACUGGCAGCUUGUUUCUUAGACUCCAUGGCUACACUUGGCCUUGCAGCAUAUGGCUAUGGCAUCAGGUAUGAAUACGGCAUUUUCGCGCAGAAGAUAGAAAAUGGGGAACAACAGGAAGAGCCUGAUGACUGGCUGAGGUAUGGAAAUCCUUGGGAGAAAGCGCGUCCCGAGUUUAUGCUGCCUGUUAACUUCUAUGGACGUGUUGUUGACACACCUGAUGGCAAAAAAUGGAUUGAUACACAGGUGGUGUUCGCCAUGCCUUACGAUAAUCCAAUUCCAGGCUACAACAACAAUGUGGUUAAUACAUUGAGACUUUGGUCUGCAAAGAGUCCUAUAGAUUUCAAUCUACGUUUCUUCAAUUCUGGUGAUUACAUCCAAGCCGUACUCGACCGCAAUGUAGCUGAAAAUAUUUCAAGAGUCCUCUAUCCCAACGACAACUUCUUUGAAGGGAAAGAAUUGAGACUUCGGCAAGAAUACUUUAUGUGUGCGGCCACUCUCCAAGAUAUUCUUCGGAGAUAUAAACAAUCCAAAUUCGGCAGCCGGGAAGCUGUUAGAACGACAUUCGACAGUCUUCCGGAUAAAGUUGCGAUUCAGUUGAACGACACUCACCCAGCUCUUGCGAUUCCCGAGCUUCUACGAAUUUUGUUAGAUAUUGAAAAGUUGCCAUAUGAGAAGGCUUGGGAUCUAGUUGUGAAGUGUUGCGCCUACACUAAUCAUACCGUUCUACCCGAAGCUCUCGAGAGAUGGCCUGUGUCCAUGUUAGAAAAUUGCUUGCCUAGACAUAUGCAACUGAUUUACCAUAUUAACUUCCUCCAUCUCAAAGAAGUUGAAAAACGUUGGCCUGGUGACUUGGACCGAAUGCGUCGCAUGUCUAUGAUCGAGGAAGAGGGUGAAAAGCGCGUCAAUAUGGCCCACCUUUGCGUGGUCGGCUCGCACGCAGUGAACGGCGUUGCGGCGAUUCAUUCCGAUAUUCUAAAAGCGACCAUUUUCCGCGAUUUCUAUGAAAUGUGGCCAAAUAAAUUCCAAAACAAAACAAACGGUAUCACGCCACGCCGUUGGUUACUUCUGUGUAACCCGGCCUUGGCCGAUCUGAUCUGUGACAAGAUUGGCGAAGAAUGGACCGUUCAUUUGGACAAGUUGCAGCAAUUGAAGCGAUGGGCUAAGGACCCAGCUUUCCAGCGCGCUAUUAUGAAAGUGAAACAAGAAAACAAGUUGAGACUCGCAAGUCUAAUAGAAAGAGACACAGGAGUGCAGAUAAAUCCCGCGUCGAUGUUCGACGUUCAAGUGAAACGUAUCCACGAAUACAAACGGCAGCUCUUGAACAUUCUGCACGUGAUCGUAUUGUACAAUCGCAUCAAGCGUGACCCGAGCGCUCCUAUUACUCCUCGAACGGUGAUGAUUGGUGGGAAAGCUGCUCCUGGCUACUUUAUCGCUAAGCAGAUCAUUGCACUGGCGUGUGCUGUUGGCAAUACUGUCAACAAUGAUCCAGACGUUGGAGAUAAGUUAAAGCUGAUAUUCUUGGAGAACUACCGCGUGACGCUUGCCGAGCGCAUCAUGCCGGCCGCUGACCUCAGCGAGCAAAUCUCUACCGCUGGAACCGAAGCGUCCGGCACCGGCAAUAUGAAGUUCAUGCUCAACGGCGCGCUCACCAUCGGGACCAUGGAUGGUGCCAAUGUCGAGAUGGCGGAAGAAGCGGGCGAACAUAAUUUGUUCAUCUUCGGUAUGAGAGUUGAGGAUGUGGAAGCUUUGCAGAAACGCGGAUACAACGCGUACGAAUACUACGAACGCAACCCGGAACUGCGUCAAUGCGUGGAACAGAUCCGCAGCGGCUUCUUCUCUCCCGGCGAGCCGGGCCGCUUCUCGCACGUGGCCGACGUGCUAUUGCACCACGACCGCUUCCUGCACCUCGCCGACUUUGACGCCUAUAUCCAGGCCCAGGAGAAAGUCUCUCAAGUGUACCAGGAUCAAGCGAAGUGGGCUGAAAUGGUGAUCGAAAACAUCGCGUCCUCCGGAAAGUUUUCUUCUGACCGCACCAUCGCUGAGUACGCGCGCGAGAUCUGGGGCGUGGAGCCCUCCUGGGAGAAACUUCCGGCGCCGCAUGAGACAUCAUAAACGACCACCCAACCACAGUUUGUCACAAUCAUAUUUUAUUUUUCACAAAAAAAGGCAUUUGAACGCUCAUUUGAAUGAUGGCCUGCCUGAACAGACAAAAUAUUUUUCACCACCAAGCAAUGAUAUUAUACAUAUGAAAAAUUACAUACGUAUUUCAAGUACAGACUUAAAACUACGACACUUGGGUCACGUUUGUAGAGCGCUAUCUCUUCUACUCGUGCGUUUUGAAUUUUCUCUCUUACUCAUCACCGAGCAGCAAUUUUAUAUACGCCAAGUAAUUUGAACGCAAUCGUUUGUGGUAUAAGAUCGUGUCUUUGCCACCAAGUUAUAUACGGUUUAUUUUAAAAAUAAAAUUGUAGCUAAAGUAUAAACACAAAGUUGAGCAUUUUACGACACAUUAAAUCUGAGUUCUUAUACUAACUAUAAUUUUGUCUUUCACCAAAAUAUGGUCAAUUAUGUUACAAUUUUCAUACAUAAGCAAUUUUAAAUUUUAAUUGAUUAAUUAAUUAUUAUUAUCCGUCUUCUGUAGAAGCAAUGAAUUACAACGCGGUUUUUUUUCAAAGUAACCAAAUAAGUGAUUUUACAUUCAUGAAUGUACAUUGUACAUCAUUUAAAAAUCUUAAGAUAAUAAUUGGGCAUUCCCUACAAAAUCGACAGCAGCAGAUAUUUGCUUGCUAAACCAAAAACUGCUUAGCUAACUAUGAAAGGCUCAUUUGAUUUAUUCGAUUAUAAUAAUCUUCUGUAAAUAAGCUGUUAACACUUUUUUCGGAAUUUUCAUAUCAAACCAUUUAUCUUAUUUGAAAUUCUAUCUUGAUUAUUUUUGACGCUGAUAGGAUUUUGAACCAUAUUAUUGUGUGAAAAUAAUUAACAUUGUUUUUAUUUCAAAAUAGAUUGAAUCACAUUGUUUUCGAUGCUUUA
Maniola jurtina (meadow brown) is the source of this 3663-nucleotide messenger RNA. It is a transcript of the gene Glyp, whose product is annotated as glycogen phosphorylase. Gene Ontology annotation, biological process: glycogen catabolic process. Gene Ontology annotation, molecular function: glycogen phosphorylase activity; pyridoxal phosphate binding. Bases 220 to 2745 code for a protein of 841 amino acids. The transcript has 9 exons. Gene Ontology annotation, cellular component: cytoplasm. The record is from RefSeq and is a predicted model, not a curated record. Lineage: Eukaryota; Metazoa; Arthropoda; Insecta; Lepidoptera; Nymphalidae.